Messenger RNA from Lichtheimia ornata, 783 nucleotides. RefSeq lists its product as uncharacterized. The record is from RefSeq and is a predicted model, not a curated record. The transcript has a single exon. The coding region runs from base 1 to 783 and encodes 260 amino acids. Lineage: Eukaryota; Fungi; Mucoromycota; Mucoromycetes; Mucorales; Lichtheimiaceae.
AUGGACGAUGCUGAGGAUAAUGUUGCUGAAGCAGAAGCUGGUCCGAAUGCUCAAGCUGGCUUUCAGCCAAUCAUUCUAGAACCUGUGGAAGGAACACCUGAGGAAGGAACACCUGUGGAAGGAACACCUGAGGAAGGAACACCUGUGGAAGGAACACCUGAAGAAGAAUCACCUGAAGAAGAAACGCCUGAAGAAGAAACGCCUGAAGAAGAAUCACCUGAAGAAGAAUCACCUGAGGAGGAAGGACCUGAGGAGGAAGAAGGACCUGAGGAAGCACCACCGCCAGAUCUAGACGACUUUGAACAAUUCUUUAAUCAUGUCAGGCCGUUAAACAAUGAUAUGAAGCUUUUGCUCGGAUAUCCUCAUAGUCGACGCCACGAACGCUACUAUCCAGAUAGUAUUAAUCUAUCUCAACGGUUAACUGAGUAUUUGCUCAACCCCCACAAGCUGACCCAUGCUGCUCCAUUUCAUUUGAAAGCGAUCCAAGUCCUCAUUGGUGAUCUUGUAGAAGAUACUAGAGUGGCGAUUAUUAAUGCGCUUAGAAAUUUGAUUAUGGAGACACCUCAUCCAUUUCCAGCAGGCCGGCAUAUUUCGAUAAACUAUGAAGUAAUGGUGGAUUUCCGUCGUGAGCCUCUCUUUGAGGUCGAAGUGAUCCCGCGCAACACCAGCGUCGACAACUUAGCCAAAAUGAUCGCCACAACUGCCAGACUGGGCGUUCUCAAUUAUCCCGGUGUCCAGAUCCAAAUUGGCGAGGCUAACUUUCUUCCCAACAAUCUUUUCUAA